UGUUUCCAUUUUGGGUAAAACACACGCACCACUAAAGUCUCCUGAAAAGCGAAGAAAUCACCAUGAAGGGACUUGUGUUCGCUGUCGCCGUGGCUCUUGCCUGCUGUGUCACUACAUGCGCAGCGCUAAAGUGCCGUUCGUGCACACUGAAAAACACCAAGGGGGAGUGCGAAAAGGCGUCACUGACCACCUGCACCCAAUCUACCCCCGUGUGCUGGACUACCCAAACCAAGGCUCCGAUCAUUGGGGAGAAAUGGAACAGCCGCUGUGCAACAAAGUCCGCGUGUGAAACAGCCAGGAAAGCCAACCCUACCGUGUGCAAACCCACGGAGGACAUAUUCACCUGCCAAUUCUGCUGCAGCACCGACGGCUGCGUGGGGGGUGCCUCCGCCGCUCGGAUCAGCGUCGUCGCCAUGGCAACCGCCGCCCUGGUCGUCCUCCUGAAGAACGCUGCGGGCUUCUAGUCGCGCGUCGCCAUGACGACGGGUGACGUCAAACGAGGACGUCAUUUCCGCUAAAAGCAAAUGCAUCUGAUUCGCCUGCUGUAGGCUUUUUUGAUAGAUAAUUUUGAGCAAGACAAGAGAGAUGUUAGUCUCUACCAGUCUCCAACGGUUUAUACUGGAAAAAUACUACAAAUUGGCCACAUAUACACAGAUUGAAUUAUAUACUCAAGUAGUUAACCGGCGUUAACUUUGCAAUUUGCAAAUUGUAGUUCUAUGACCGGCUAGCUCCUCUGGUACAUUAUUCAGUCUACUUUGUAAAAUUUCUACCAUUUUUUAACCCUUGGAGUCUGGAGGAGUAAUCUUAGUCCACCUAUCACAGACUACACUUUUGAUUAGCAGGGGGCGGGGCGUGUGGCUUAGUCUGACGUUAACAAUUCAAUUUCUAGUCUAAAAUGUCUAAAAAGAUUGAUUAAUUAAAUAAAGAAUAAAGAUAAGAAAUUAAAUGUUUUUUUCCAACCAUUUUAACAAGAUCUUCCGUCUUUUGUAAUCUUCCAUGUCAAAUACGUACGAUAAUUCUUCUUUAACACAACUAAAUUACUUCGAUGUAGGUUUCCAUCUUCCAUGAAAACUCCACUUGGUGGAAAUAUAGUGUUAUUUGCCCACCAAACACUGUAGAGAAGCCUGGUGUCCGCUUGCGCCAAAAUAAACUGGGUUAAAACAAG
Messenger RNA from Branchiostoma belcheri (Belcher's lancelet), 1165 nucleotides. RefSeq lists its product as uncharacterized. Bases 63 to 464 code for a protein of 133 amino acids. NCBI's taxonomy places the organism in Eukaryota, Metazoa, Chordata, Leptocardii, Amphioxiformes, Branchiostomatidae. The record is from RefSeq and is a predicted model, not a curated record. The transcript is spliced from 4 exons.